GUUCUGGAGGAAGUGGGCUUGGUUGUAGUUGUUUGGACCUUAGACUCGCUUGUAGCUUAUCACAUUUCAAGGCCUUUCUACAUAUCAUGUAGCAUUCCUCUGCCGGGACAGACUUGGAAUCUGGAUUUACGAAGACUGAGCUCCACGUCUUGACAAAGUUUUGCAGAAAUGUUCCUGUACUUUUUGGCACUUGUGGCUCUCUAUUAUGUAUACCGAUGGAUCAGAGAGAUACCCAGGGUCUCGGACAAGAGCAACAAGUAUGUGUAUAUCACCGGCUGUGACACUGGCUUUGGAAACCUUUUGGCACGGCAUCUGGACAAGAUGGGUUUCAGAGUGAUUGCAGGCUGUUACAGUGAGAAAGGAGAGGAAGAUCUGAAGAAGUCUUGCUCUGAAAGGUUAACUGCAGUGCACCUUGAUGUUGUAUCCAAAGAUAGUGUGGCCAAAGUGGCAACAUUGAUCAAGGACAAAGUAGGAGAGCGUGGCUUGUGGGCUGUGGUGAACAAUGCAGGUCUGGCUCUCCCCUCUGCCCCCUGCGAUUGGCUCACCAUAGAUGACUACAAAAACAUGUUGGACGUGAACUUGAAUGGGGUCAUAGCUGUGACCUUGAGUGUCUUACCACUGAUAAAGAAGGCCAGAGGAAGAGUGGUCAAUGUCGCUAGUGUAUUUGGAAGAAUCAGUGCGACAGGAGGUCCUUACCCUGUGUCGAAAUAUGGAGUGGAAGGAUUUAAUGACUCCCUCAGGCUUAACAUGCGCCGAUUUGGUGUCAGAGUCCUCUGCAUUGAGCCUGGCUUCUUCAAAACAAAUGUGACCAAUGCUGAUAUGAUUAUGAAGUCUGUGACGUCUCUGUGGGAAAACCUGCCCCAAGAGGUUAAAGAUGGCUAUGGAGCAAAUUAUAUAGACACUGUUCAAGAAAUACUCAGUAACCUGCCAAGGAUGAGUGAUGGUGAUCUGAUGAAGGUGGUCAACUGUAUGGAACAUGCCGUCUCCGCAGUCCGGCCCAGGACGCGCUAUUCUCCUGGCUGGGAUGCCAAGUUCUUCUGGCUGCCACUGUCAUACAUGCCAUCAUGGAUCUCAGAUUAUAUUCUGACAGCACAAAGUUGAAAGUGACAUUUUGCUUCCCUUUACUACAAAGUCAGUUUGAGCAUUCCUAUUCAAGUUUAUUGCAUGCCAUUUCAUGUAUGUAUGGUCUAGUAUUCACAUCUAUUUAGUGCUCCAAUAAAAGAACAAAUCCUCAGAAAGACUUGGCUUUUGCA
This is a messenger RNA of Boleophthalmus pectinirostris (great blue-spotted mudskipper), 1253 nucleotides long. RefSeq names its product retinol dehydrogenase 7-like. Bases 169 to 1101 code for a protein of 310 amino acids. Lineage: Eukaryota; Metazoa; Chordata; Actinopteri; Gobiiformes; Gobiidae. The record is from RefSeq and is a predicted model, not a curated record. The transcript is spliced from 5 exons. Gene Ontology annotation, molecular function: oxidoreductase activity.